Molecule: messenger RNA, 2361 nt
Organism: Cottoperca gobio
Lineage: Eukaryota; Metazoa; Chordata; Actinopteri; Perciformes; Bovichtidae
Gene: nrn1lb
Product: neuritin 1-like b
Exons: 3
Coding region: 193-702 (169 amino acids)
Biological process (GO): nervous system development; neuron projection extension
Cellular component (GO): plasma membrane
Source: RefSeq, a predicted model, not a curated record
UGUUAAUCCAGUCGGGUUGUGCUUCUGUGCAUUUCUGUACUUUUGCAAUUUGAUGAAUUCCCAACGGAUGGCAGAACACAUCACAUUUUAAAGCAGCAACAUUUAAUUCUUCAGACUUACAGUCGGUGGGAGCUUCACAUCAGAGCCUCUGGUUCAGAGGCGGAUCUCAGCUUUACGGGAGUCGUGGAACGAAUGAUGAAGUCCAAACCAGGCAUGGCGACUAUGCUGCUGCCCAUCGCUCUCUUCUUCAGCCUGGUCCCUGUGAGUUUCGGAGCAGCAAUUCCUAUUUCAUGUGGUUCCAUCUACAAGAGUUUUGCUCAGUGUUUACUCACACUAGGAGACAGUUUGGUGGAAACACAGAAAGACCAAAACACGCAGGACAUUGAUGCAAUCUGCAGGUCCUGGAAUGCGUUCCAUGUUUGUGCCAACUCAGCUCUGGCCGGCUGUCCUGGAGAAGCAGCAGCCGUCUGGGAGUCUCUAAGACAAGAAUCCAGGAAGACGCAGUUCUCCGGAAACCUUUACGACAUGUGUGCCAGCCGCAGCACCCUCCCUCCCAGCACUAUGCCUGCACCCCAGGGCCCUCCCACCUCCGACCAAACCAACCAGGAAACACUGAAAGGGCAAUCAAACAAGCACAGUGCCACCUUCAGCACACUGUUGUUCCCUGUAUGCAGCACCUUACUACUACUGCUCAGGAGUUAGUGAAAGGAAUACUUAACCCACAAAAUGAUCAUGUUAUAUCAAAUACUCACCACGUAUAACCUUGAAUAUUUGAAAAAAACAUUGUUUUUCCACUGUAAACUAAGAAUCAAAACAAAGAAAAGUCUUAAUGAAUCGAAGUAAAUGGGGACCGUGUUAAACAACACCAACAUCUAAAAACAUCUGUGUACAAACUCUCACACUAAUCGUGCAGGAUAAUCCAAGUCUAAUCUAUCCAGUCUAGCUGCUCACUGCUUCCCAAGCACAAGCAUUUUCGCUAAAAAAAGACUUUUUAAACACUUCUGCAUAGACAGUCUCACGCUUGUGCAGAUGCACUACUCAUCCGUGCAAGUCUGGACAAGUCUGAAGUGUUUUAAAUAGUAAAGUUUUAGGGAAUAUUCAUGUGUUUGGGAAGUAGUGAGCAUACACUUUAUUAAAUGAGACUUGGAUCAUAAUGCAAGAGUUGUGUGAGAGUUUUUAAACAGAUGUUUUGAUAUAGUUUUGCUGUUGUUGAACGCGGCCCCCAUUCACUUAAAUUCAUCGAGACUUUUCUCUGUUUUUUGAUUCUUGGUUCACCGUGGAGGCACGUGAGGAAAACAACAGUUUCUUCAAGGAUUCAAAGUAACACUGGGGGAUUAAUUUAUAUACAAAUUGUCAUUGUGUGAGUGAAGUAUUCCUUUAAACUAUCUAAGUCUUUUAAUAAGACAGCUGAUCGUCAGCGUCCUGCUCCCCAUGUAAUCCAAACACGAGGGAAAACACUCUUAACAAGUCAGGCUCAUCAUGAUUACAUAUGGAUCAACAACGGGAUCAAAAUGAAAUAAAUGGUUCAGUGUUUCUUAACUGGACAAGGUGGAACAUCUAUUUAGAUAUUUAUUACAUAACAUGUUGAGAUUAUCACAUGUUUGUUGCUUUCAAUCUGACAUAAAUAUUUAAAUGAAGCAUUUCCAAACCACCAUGUGAUUUCUAUCACUACUGCAGAACAUCAGUAAUGCCGCAUGAUUUUUGUUUUAGGACAAAAGAGAUUUUAAGAGAGGCCAGGUGUUCAGAUUGUGAUCCUAUCAGGUGUGAUCCAGAGCAGAGUAUUAUUGCAGGGUGCAAAACUGUGUUGUUGUGCAGCUUAAUUCAUCACCCUGUCUGACCAGUUUAAUAUCAGAACCUUAGAUUUCUGUGUCGGAGCAUCCUUUGCAUUAUGUGCAUGAUGUUGCAAAAAUAUUGUUGCUUGUUUAAACUGUGACAUUUCCUUUGACCUCUCAGUGGUUUUCCUUCUUUAAGCAGUUAUAUGUUGCUUUUUCUAGUCUGAACAGUUGCGUACAGUAAAGUUUCACUUCAAUUAAUUCAGUAACUUUAUGUAUCCAAAGACAAAAUAUUACAGAACAUAUUUAAAAAGUACAACAGGUACAUGCUAACAGCAUAAAUUGGUGGUGGAAAUAGGGAGUGGGAAGUUUCCCAAGGUUCAUCCUUAAAACAUUAACAGUUGCUGUAAUGUUAUUUAAUGUUGUAUAACUUUUCUUUGAUACUAAGCUGAUAUGCAAUCACAGAUUUAAUUUUAUUUACUUAUUUUCACGUUACCAAUGUAUUUGCUGUAUGCGACAUGACUUUUUGUAUCACUCGGAUUUUUAACCCAACAAAAACCUAAAUUAAAGGUAUCCUUUAUGCUCGCAA